UUCAAGUGUCAACUGUCAAUCGGAAAACAUCGAACUCGCGAAUCUCGAAGAAUCACAACAAAAAUAAUAAAUAUUGAAGCCAUGCGCCGAGAAUUCAUCUUGGUUUUGUUAGGGAUAAUUUGUAUAUCGACAUUUUCUUCGUUGUUGUCGGGAUAUGUGCAAAUCGAUACGAAUAAAAUACUGUUGGACACAGUUGUGGGACAGGUUGGGUCGGGUAACUUCUCCUACUGGCAGCUCGGCCACAGCGGCCCGUUGCUGAUAGAACUUACUUCUUUAACAGGAGACGCGGACCUUUACGUCGCGGACAACAUCAGACCAGGGUAUGAGGUGGAUCAGAACAACUUCAGUUCAGCGACAUGUGGCCCUGACAUGGUAAACAUACCAGCUGACUUCCCCAGGCCUAUUGGGUUAGGUGUGUUCGGUCACUGGUCCCACUCAGUGUCAGACUACAGCAUCCAAGUGUUUCUGGACGUGUCGGCCGUGAUGAGCGAGGAGCAGGUGGCGGCCAUUGAGAGGGCACAGCGGCACACACCAGAAAAAUAUGAUACAGAAAGAAGAAGCAAAGGUAACACGGUGUCGCGCAAGACGGAGGACGCGAACAAGCCUCGCUUCCUCAAACUGCUGAAUAUACUCGACAUGAUCUUCGAAAUGUUCGUUAUGUGAACGUCAAAUGGUUUAUAGAAGAUAAAGAAUCGACACCGCAUUGAAACACAGGGCGGGACAUGAUGUUAUUGAUGUGUGUGAGAGAUUAAUGGAAGAUGAAGCAAAAGUGAGGUCAUAUGGGUUACGGAUGAUAGAUAUCAGUAAUGUUACAAAUAUUCUUAUGUUUUCUGACAGUACUGAGAAUAUUUUAACGAACUUUAAGCAAUACAAUAACAUCAGUCUGUUGUUAAUACCUUUGGUACUCGGUUUUGGUUAAAACAAAAUAUCAGAUCCAUUUUGUGUACUGUUGUGCUAUUGGACAUUGUCUUUCUAUACUUCUGAAAAGGUUUAGGCCGUAGUUCGCCAUACUUACCAGGGUUGGCAGGCUUCACAUACCCUUGUAAUUAUGCAGAAUUCUUAGUUUUCCUAAGGAUAAAAUAUGUCCAGUAGAAAGCCUACAUUAUACAAAAUGCAUUGAGACAUUUCAUUUCGGUUUUGUUGGUUGGGUUGAAAUGGGGAGGCUGGCUCCAAAUGCUUCCAAUUUUUAUUUAUUUUUUAAUAUACAGUGUGAUACAAAAAGGUCGUAUACAUAACAGUUGAUCACAUACUUAAUAGAGUAUUAUUUUUGUCAUUGUACAGAAUUAUCUAUAUAGCAGGAAAUAGUACGAAAAACGAGUCCUUCUGUGAAAACAGCAUUGAUAUUGGUUAAGAAAUGAGUCAGUAAUUCAUAUUUCAAAUAUUUUGUUAUGUGCAGGGGUGGGGUGGUCACAUUGAAUUAUCGCUUUAUCUCUUUCACACGCAUCGUAUUUAAUAUUUAAUCCUACUACCGAAAUUCAAAGGCUUAAUUUUUUCUGAACUUUAAUUCUCUUUGUGUUACAAGGAAAAUAUUUGAUAAAAAGAAGCACAAAAAUUAGUCUAAUAUCUUAUUGUAAUCUAAAAAAGAGAAUGGUUGCUACAAAAGCCUAGGCAAGGCUAUAGCCAAGUUUGACCCUGCGUGACCGCACCAGGUAAAUUAUAGAUUUUUUCACAAAUAAUUGCUUGUUAACCAAUAAAGGUUUGUUGUGCUUGCUAUAGGCAUUCCCACCUAAUUGUUUUUCUACCGCCUUUUUGUAACACCCUGUAUAGGUUAGUGUAAGGAAAUAGUGUAAAAUAUUAAAAUAGUUAAGUAUAAUUCGUAGCGCGAGCUUACUUUGUAUUGCUCUCUUAAGAUAUAUUUGUUAUAGAAAAUCCUCUACAAAAAUAAGUAAAUAUUGUUUGUUGAGUUUCAUGGGUGUUUGUAAAUAGAGAAGGUAGUAAGUGAUUUAUUUUAGUUUAGUAAGUGAGCUAGAACGAGUUAGGGUAAUAUCGGACAUGGGGUAUUUCCGUCGUUUCAAGAUUACCGCAAAACCUACCAAAAUUUCAUUAUUCAAACAAUGAUGUCUGAAAUUAAAUUCUGUAAUGUACCAAAAUUACUUGCACCUAUAUAAGCUUUAGUAUUUUUUUCUCCAAAUCAGUUUACAAAGCCAAUGAUUACUAAUUUACAAAAGGGAUUGUCCUUGUGCUUUACAAGUGGGGGUGUCAGAGAAGGGGUGAGUUCCGCUGUUUGAUACGAUGUUACCCCCCCCCCCCCCCUUCCGGUAUUAGCUUUAGUUACAAUUUAGCAGUAAGUUUGAAAUCGUUUUACACUGUGAUCCAAUGUUGACCCAACUCACCCUAUUCUAUAUACAGGGUCAUUUUGACAUUGCGUUAAUUAAUGAUAUGCCAUACUUGUCUUUAUCUCUUCCAAAAUUGUGCUUAAUAUCAUUCAUGAAUAAAGAAUAUUUUCACCAGAUAUCCUGUUUUUACUCGCCGAUAUUUUGGUCAUUUUGAAGUUUAGUACGAAUAUGUCGAGCGCGUUAGUGUAUUUCUGACUGAAACUGUGAUUGUCUUAGAAUUCUCUUAGUAGUGGCAUAAAGGCGUAUAAACUUAAAAUUACUCUUCAAUGAUAUUUUGUUCGAAACUAUUUUAUUUGUAUUUUCAAAUCCACGGUUCGAGUAAGUUAUUAAAAUGUUAUUUUUAAGAAGAUGAGUGCAUGGUUUCAUUUAAUUACGCAAUAUCAAAAUGACCUUACGGGGCUGUAAAACAGAGCAUCAAAUACAUAUAUGUGGGAAUUAUGGUCGCUUAACACUAAGAAUGAAAAACUUUUAAAGUAUGGGCGUAGCCAGGUUUCAGUAUCAGCGGGGGUCAGAAAGAAAGCCAAAA
This is a messenger RNA of Manduca sexta (tobacco hornworm), 2862 nucleotides long. Its product is annotated as UPF0669 protein C6orf120 homolog. Bases 82 to 663 code for a protein of 193 amino acids. The transcript is spliced from 4 exons. NCBI's taxonomy places the organism in Eukaryota, Metazoa, Arthropoda, Insecta, Lepidoptera, Sphingidae. The record is from RefSeq and is a predicted model, not a curated record.